Messenger RNA from Pyrus x bretschneideri (Chinese white pear), 674 nucleotides. Its product is annotated as transcription factor MTB3-like. Gene Ontology annotation, molecular function: transcription cis-regulatory region binding; DNA-binding transcription factor activity; protein dimerization activity. Gene Ontology annotation, cellular component: nucleus. The transcript has a single exon. Gene Ontology annotation, biological process: regulation of DNA-templated transcription. The record is from RefSeq and is a predicted model, not a curated record. The coding region runs from base 165 to 620 and encodes 151 amino acids. Lineage: Eukaryota; Viridiplantae; Streptophyta; Magnoliopsida; Rosales; Rosaceae.
UCUGGUCAAGGAAUUUUCUCGGCACAACAUGUCUCCACAUAGACACGGAGGUGGCUGAUCAGAUCCAGUCGCUGGAAUCGUUUGAAUUACAAUCAGUAGGCACUUCAAAUGGAUGUCGAAGUGAGGAUAGUGAAGUAAAACUGUUUCCGCAAAUAAACCAAAUAAUGGUUGACGGUUUCAAUGUCCAGACAAGAGUUUCAAGUUCGGAGCUGCUCAAGGAUGAGUCCUCGACACAAAUUGAUGAGCGGAAACCUAGAAAGAGAGGGAGAAAACCUGCCAAUGGGAGAGAAGAACCAUUAAAUAAUGUGGAAGCAGAGCGGCACAGGCGCAAGAAGCUUAACCAGAGACUCUAUCCACUAAGAGCUGUUGUUCCUAACAUAUCGAAGAUGGAUAAAGCCUCUCUUCUUGGUGAUGCCAUUACCUAUAUCACCGAUCUCCAGAUGAAGAUCAGAGUCAUGAAAACUGAAAAGCAGAUGGUAAACAACAAGGGAAAACAGUUACCGGUUCCAGAGAUUGAUUUUCAGGAACGCCUCGAGGAUGCAGUUGUGAGGAUGAACUGCCCAUUGGAUUCUCACCCGGUUUCUGAAGUCUUCAGAACACUUGGGAACAUAAAAUUGUAGCUCAAGAGUCUAACGUUUCCAUAACAGACAACGAUAAGGUUAUUCAUACAUUCU